Molecule: messenger RNA, 500 nt
Organism: Talaromyces stipitatus ATCC 10500
Lineage: Eukaryota; Fungi; Ascomycota; Eurotiomycetes; Eurotiales; Trichocomaceae
Exons: 2
Coding region: 1-444 (147 amino acids)
Source: RefSeq, a predicted model, not a curated record
AUGUCAUCCAAACAGAAACUCAAUCCCCUCAAACGCAAAGCAUCUCGUGAACUCCCACCAAACACCAACCGCAACGACAACACCCAAAUGGUCGCAGCAACAACCCAAGCUGACACAAAGAUUCACAAAGUAUCCUCUCUCUACCAACAGACCUACCUCGAAACCAUCGCCGAAAUCAAGAGUCUAUUGCAACAUUACGCUGCUACCAUUGCUGCUGAUGAGCAUGUCAACGCAACCAACAAUUCUACCGUGGCUGGUAAUGGAGGAACAGGCGCUGCCGCGGCAGACGCUAGAGCUGAACUCAAAGCGAUCCUGGAUGAUCUCGCCCAAAAGCCGGAAUUGGUUGAGUUGGACGAGGUCAAAACAAUCUUGAAGGAUUGCGGGAUUGAAAUUUGUAUUCAUAUGGAAGGAGGGCGGAAGAUUGCUGAUGUGUGGAUGGUGUGAUCAUUCAUAUGGGGGUUCCAGGAGGGGCGUUGGCUAUGGAUGAUACCCUUGAUUUA